AUGGCGCCGUCCAAGUGCACGAUCGCCUUCCUCCUCCUCUUCGCCGCCGUGGCAGCCAGCCUCGGCCCCUCGUCGGCGGCCAGGGUCCAGCCGCAAGCGGAAGAGGCUGCUCCGCAGCCGCCGUCCUUCUGGCGGCCACGGAUACCGAUCCCCUGCAUCCCCGGCCUGCCGCGUCCCCGGUUCUUGCCACCCUGCGACGGCUCCGGCGCGCCGCUGCCGCCGCUGCGACCACUGCCACCAGCACGACGGGUGCCGCUCCCGCCAAUCCCCUGCAUCCCGGGGCUGCCGCGCCCCCGGUUCCUGCCCCCCUGCAACGACUCCGGCGCGCCGGCGCUGCCGCUCCCGCCGAUCCCCUGCAUCCCGGGCCUGCCGCGGCCCAGCUUCCUGCCACCCUGCGGCGGCUCCAGCUCCGGCGCCGCGGCGCCGGCGCCGCCCUCGCCGCAGCCGGCGGAGUGCAGCACGCCCCUGUCGGGGCUGGCGGCGUGCGCGGACUUCCUCGGCGCCAACGCCACCAGCUUCCUGGCGGCGCCCGCGGCGGCGUGCUGCGACGGGGUGAGGUCGCUGGUGAAGGACGCGCCCGUCUGCCUGUGCCACGUGAUGAGCGGCGAGCUGCGCCCGCGCGCGGCGGCGCUCCCCCGCGCGUGCGGCGUCGCGGUGCCCUUCGGCACGCUUCGCCAGUGCCUCAGGGGGCCCGUGCCGCCGAUGGACGCGCCAGCGCCGCCGUCGUGA
Messenger RNA from Panicum virgatum (switchgrass), 729 nucleotides. RefSeq names its product vegetative cell wall protein gp1-like. The record is from RefSeq and is a predicted model, not a curated record. Bases 1 to 729 code for a protein of 242 amino acids. NCBI's taxonomy places the organism in Eukaryota, Viridiplantae, Streptophyta, Magnoliopsida, Poales, Poaceae. The transcript is spliced from 2 exons.